Molecule: messenger RNA, 1443 nt
Organism: Parathielavia appendiculata
Lineage: Eukaryota; Fungi; Ascomycota; Sordariomycetes; Sordariales; Chaetomiaceae
Exons: 1
Coding region: 1-1443 (480 amino acids)
Source: RefSeq, a predicted model, not a curated record
AUGGAAGCCAAGCCACAUCUCGCAGAGCUCUAUCGGCGCGCCGUCGCCGACCCCCACUCCAUCUCGCGCGCCGAACGUAACGCCAUUUGGGGCCACCCACCCCCCGAGGAGGAAGACCGGCUGUGCGUCGCCAAGACGGGCCUCACCCGCGCCGGGCUGGUGGCCAAGGCGGCCGCCCAGCCGGACGAGCUCACGCUGUGCGAAGCCAAGAUUAUCUGUCAUCAUCGCGGCGUGAACUUUGAUGACAAAGCCGAAGAGGCCGCGCCGAUCACUGGCAUUGUUGACCGCCUUGAUCGGCUCGAGGUGGCGCUGUUGGAGUACAUCAGGGUUUGCAAGAAGAAGCCCACGCCGCUGGAGAAGCUCUACAACGAGGCACUGGCGCGAUUAUGCGCUGUCCGCUCACCUGAGGAAACCACCGCCUUCGCGAAUGCCUUGAAGCGAGAUUCCGAACUUGCAAUGGCUGAUUCGGAGGCCAACGAGAUGAAGUGGCGAGAACACGAAAAGGCGAGGAUCGUAAAGGUCGGCACGCCCUGGAUAAGGAAAAUGCUUGAAGCUGGUCUGCUUGAGGACGGCGCCGAGUGCUGGGGCUUCGUUGUCUUCCGCACCGGAUGCUACCACGGCGAAGAGAACGAGGCCUUGUGGCAGAGGUUCCGCGAUCACUUGCUCAAGGUGGCCGAGACAUCGGUGCUACACUGGUACAGCGGGCCCGAGCUGUGGCCUUCGCUCCGCAUUGUCUUCGUUGAGGACAAGGAGUUAGAGGGUGCCUCGAAUGAGCAGCUGCGCAUCUGGUUCCGGAAGAUGCGUGACAGAGCCGGAGGCGAGCAGCAUCUACCUAAGGGGAUCAGGACCAACUGCUUCCUCGUUGCCGAUGAGGCAGUCAUUAAGAGCGAGGCAGCCCAGACGCCAUAUACACCGAGGUGCAAGUACAUGGACGUUCCAGAGUUCGGCGUGGAGAUCCUAGACGAGGAUCCAGUGGUAUAUAUCCGCGCCGUCGACCCGGAUUACGUGUCUCCUGGCAAUCCUGCUCCUCCUGCUGAGAGAACCAAAGAGGACACCGCGGACAAGGUCCCUGGAACCCCGACCAGCAGCAACAGUUUGUCGGCUGCUCCGGCAUACAUGAUUGCCAUGGCAAAGCAGGUGGAAGAGGAGAUGGCCGACUUCAAAGGCGAGGCGACGGUCGCGCUUCCACGCGUCUUUGACUGGCUGCACCGCGCCUGUUUCUUCGCCGAGCGCGGCAUCAAGUAUACCCAAACGGAUGGUCGAGACGGGUGGCACACAAUCCAUGUGCAAACCAAGAAACCGGAAGCAUGGGUCCGCAACUGGUCGGCAUGGACGGGCAGCAUAAAUUAUGCAAAGGAUCUCAAGCGUUUCCCUAUUCCCCCUGAGCUCCUCCGUACCCUCUACCCCGCCCAGCCGCUUCCCCCACCCCCGCCCAGUUCAUAG